AUGAUGAUGAUGAUGAUGAUGAUCGAUGAUGAUGAUGAUGAUGAUGAUGAUGAUGAUGAUGAUGAUGAUGAUGAUGCUGAGGAUGAUGAUGGUGAGGAUGAUGAUGAUGAUGGUGUCUCCCAAGCUGCACAAAUAUGGCGCACGCCUCCGGCCAACCGUACCUCCAAAAGGAUCUCCAAUCUACGGACUGGCAAACUGGCUGUGCCGACGGCUCAAAUUAUUGACCGCUGA
Dibothriocephalus latus is the source of this 231-nucleotide messenger RNA. NCBI's taxonomy places the organism in Eukaryota, Metazoa, Platyhelminthes, Cestoda, Diphyllobothriidea, Diphyllobothriidae. The record is from the annotation of a GenBank genome assembly.